AUGACAUUUACACAAAUUCAUAAUGAAACUGAUUUUAAUGAAUUAUUUUCAUCAAAAGAUUUUCGCAAUGAUAUUUUUAUGAAUACUAAUCAAUCUGUGUCUUCAACUUCUGAACAAAUACUAAAUACUCUUGAUAUACCAUCAUCAUCUAAUGAUCAAUCAAAAAAUGAACAAAUUUAUUUCAAAAAUAAUAGUUCAACAAAAAUUAUUUUCAAACAAAGUCAAUUACCACCAUAUCUUAAUUAUGCAUUUAUAUUUCAUCGUACAAAUCUUCAAGCUGAAUAUAAUCGAAAACGAGCAAUUAAAUCUUCACAGUUUGGAUCAAACUGUAAAAUUGAUUUCGUUAAAAGUCUUUCUCAACUCUCAAAUGAAAAUGAAUUUAAUGAAAAUUGGAAUAUUGUGGUUAAAAAAAUACCUGAAAACGUUACUGAAAAUGAUUUAAAAAAGUUAUUUUUUAAUUCCAACCAAAUAAAAUAUAUUCCAGCAAGAAAUGUUCAAAAAUCAAAUACAAAUCAGAAAAUUUUACUUGGAUAUGCAUUUUUAUCUUUUACAAAUACUGAACAAGUUGAUGAAGUUAUGAAUAAUGCUUAUCAAUAUCAAAUAAAUAAUCAACCGUUAAUAUUAUCUUAUUACAGUAAAAUAGAAAGCUAG
Messenger RNA from Adineta steineri, 651 nucleotides. The record is from the annotation of a GenBank genome assembly. Lineage: Eukaryota; Metazoa; Rotifera; Eurotatoria; Adinetida; Adinetidae.